CAAAAGCUCUACUAUGACCGUUUGGCAAGAACUACAGAUAUAAAUAACCUUGAUGAAGAAAUGCAGGCACUCAAUAUUAUGGAGUCCAUAAGUGAUGAAGACCGCGAAGCCCUUAUAGAUCAUAUACACGAAGCUGACGAUGAUAAGGAGAUCAUACGAAAGGUAAGCGCAUAUGGAAUGGAUAUAAAAAAAUUCACCGAAGCGCUCAAAACAGCAAUAAAGGAUGGAAAGAAAGCUUAA
Messenger RNA from Strongylus vulgaris, 240 nucleotides. The record is from the annotation of a GenBank genome assembly. NCBI's taxonomy places the organism in Eukaryota, Metazoa, Nematoda, Chromadorea, Rhabditida, Strongylidae.